This is a messenger RNA of Choloepus didactylus (southern two-toed sloth), 2114 nucleotides long. RefSeq names its product proteasome 26S subunit, non-ATPase 9 (gene PSMD9). The record is from RefSeq and is a predicted model, not a curated record. Lineage: Eukaryota; Metazoa; Chordata; Mammalia; Pilosa; Megalonychidae. Gene Ontology annotation, biological process: proteasome regulatory particle assembly. The transcript is spliced from 6 exons. Gene Ontology annotation, molecular function: protein binding. Bases 127 to 792 code for a protein of 221 amino acids. Gene Ontology annotation, cellular component: nucleus; cytoplasm.
GUUUGCCCAGCCUCGCGUUCCAGGACGGCUGAUGUAUUUUGGCCCACGGGCGGAGCCGUAGCUACAGUCUCCUCGGGCGUCCGUAGCCCCUAAGCGACGUGUUUGGCGCUGGGGCCCAGGUCCGAGAUGUCAGAGAAGGAGGGUAAGGGGAGCCGAGACUCCCCGCCGGCCGGCGUGGUGACAGUUAGCGACGUCCAGGAGCUGAUGCGGCGCAAGGACGAGAUCGAGGCCCAGAUCAAAGCUAAUUAUGACGUGCUGGAGAGUCAAAAAGGAGUUGGGAUGAACGAGCCCCUGGUGGACUGCGAGGGCUACCCCCGGGCAGACGUGGACCUGUACCAAGUCCGCACGGCGAGGCACAACAUCGUCUGCUUGCAGAAUGAUCACAAGGCUGUGAUGAAGCAAGUGGAGGAGGCCUUGCACCAGCUGCACGCUCGGGACAAGGAGAAGCAGGCCCGGGACAUGGCCGAGGCCCACAAGGAGGCCCUGAGCCGCGGGCUGGGCCAGGGCCUCAGCCCUCCUCAGGCUUUCGCCAAAGUGAACAGCAUCAGCGCUGGCUCCCCUGCCAGCAUCGCGGGUCUGCAAGUGGAUGACGAGAUUGUGGAGUUUGGCUCUGUAAACACCCAAAACUUCCAGUCGCUGCAAAACAUUGGCAGUGUGGUACAGCACAGCGAGGGGAAGCCACUGAAUGUGACAGUGAUCCGAAGAGGGGAGAGACACCAGCUUAGGCUUGUCCCAUCACGCUGGACAGGAAAAGGACUGCUGGGCUGUAACAUUAUUCCUUUGCAAAGAUGAUUGUCCUUGGGGAACAGUGACAGAAAAGCAUCUUUCCAUGCCCUGGACUUGGGUCUAGUGGGGAUUUCCUCGUUCUCUCUCCUUGAAGCUGAAGGAUCUGGAAAAGGCUGGAAACCUGAACUUUUAUGUGGUUGGAAGGGCUGGGGCUUACCCAUGUAAUCUGUCUGGAUUAAGGCAUUGUUAAAAAUUUGAUUUGUACUUAGCAUGUUUUACAAAUUGGGCCAUGGCCCUAAAUGGGAAUCCUCUUGAUUGUGGGAGAGCGGGUGGGGGUUAAUCCUGAAGGUGCUUAUAUGACUUUAUUCUUUUAGGACUUUUUUUUUUUUUAAUUUUAAAAUAAGUACAGUUUUACGGUGUGCUGAAAUGACUAUGGUAUCACCCCAACUGAACUUCUUUUGAACCUCUCAAUUCAGGGCUCAGAUGGGGUCUGAAUGUCCUGAGACAAAGUUGGGCAAAAUAAACUGGCAAGUGCUCAUACCAGACACUUAUGCUGCACUGCUUUCUUUGAAUUGAGGCAUUGCUGCUCUGCUACAGAAAUUGCUAACUAGUUCUGUGCAUCUUCAGCAGCCAGGCUUCUGAGGCCAUAAUUGUUCCUUGUGGAGAACAGGAAAACCUGGGGGUUCCCCAGGUGGUGGUGGUGAUACCGACUUGGUAUGGGCUUACUCUCAUCUAAUCCACCAGAGGGCAGCAGCUCCCUUACCUUCUGAAAUUAUUUUACCGUCACUCCCCACCCCCAACUGCAAAUUAGCUUCUAAUUUGACUUUUUAUAAUUGAACCUCCUGGCCAUGUCCUCAGAUCACCACUAUUUUGUAAACUGCCAAGUUGUGGUAGACAUCGCUGGUGGGAACCGUGUUUGCAGAUCUGACCUCUUGAAAUGCUUGAUUCUUCUUCGUUUUAUUUUUUUUCUCUUAUGGUAAAAUGGGUUUCAUUGAUUCCUAGUUGUUUUCUUAGUUUCUUCCUCUCUUCAUGGUAUCAUGGUGUUUAUUUCCAUAGUUCUUACAGAACAUGGUCUGCUUUGGAAGAGAUCUUGCACAUUCUGCUGAGGAAUCUUAUGUUCCUUGGGGUUGGAUUUGUCUCUUCUAGGUAGAUAACAAAGCUUGCGCUGAUAGGAUUCAAGGAUUGGGGUGUGCUUCCAGCCAUGGGUUCUCAUGCUCAACUUAGAAGUCCUCCAAACUGUGCAUUCCAGCCAGACACUUGUAUUCCCCUCUUGUAGCCACAGAUGUGCCAUAUUUACCAAGGUUUGCUGUUUGAAUUGUGUUCUAAUUCCACAUCUUCCAAUAUCUUUCCAUAAGCCCCAGACUAUAAUAAACAGAGCUUGCACCAUC